Messenger RNA from Phytophthora sojae, 2835 nucleotides. RefSeq lists its product as hypothetical. Bases 1 to 2835 code for a protein of 944 amino acids. The record is from RefSeq and is a predicted model, not a curated record. NCBI's taxonomy places the organism in Eukaryota, Oomycota, Peronosporomycetes, Peronosporales, Peronosporaceae. The transcript has 5 exons.
AUGCGCCAGCACUCUCUGUACGCGUCGCUGCAGUGCGUCGUGCACCCGGCGGAGCUGGACGCGGUGGAGCUGCAGGCGCUUGACGCAUGUCUGCGCGAUGGCGGCGCCACACUGCUGGAGGACGCGGACGCCGCCAGUGGCAGCGCCGUAACGCACAUCGUGUGCCACCCCAAGGCCUACCAGAGCUUCGUGGCGCAGCGCAACGAGCGCUUCGUGGCGCUGGUGCGUCCCGAGUGGGUCUUCCGCACGUUUCUGCUGCAGAAGCUGCUGCCCGUGGACCGCUUCAGCCCCAACCCGGCGCUCAUCUUCUCGACGCUGGCCAUCUCGGCCGGGACGAUGGCCAAGGACCCGAGGAAGGUCAUCAACGGACUCAUCACCCACUUCGGCGGCCAGAUCGUCGACCAGAAGGAGAAGCUGCUGCAACUCAGCUACACGAAGGCGGAUCUGACUCGCAACGUGACCAAGUGGAGACGACACUUUGAUUUGGACUCGGCAAGCACGACGUUCGCACUGCCGAGCUGCGUUUUAGCGUAUUUAGGGCAGCAGGCGGGGCUGGACACGCAGCAUCAUGUCAAGUUCGCGUGGAUUGAAGAGUGCGUCCUGCGUCAUUGCCGCGUACCCGAAGGCCCGUUCGCUCAUCAACCAACUGGGCCUGCCCCCACGAAGUCGGAGCAGAAGGCGCGCAACUGGAAGACGCAACCGGAGCUGCACUUGGAAGAUUUAAACCUCAGCAAAUGCGCACAGGUUUACAAGCUGGGAAGGACGGAACUUGGUACGGAACUGUCAGUGGUGCGCAAGUUGUCGAACGAGAAACUGGAAGCGAUGAAGAAAACGAUGCAUGGAUCCAUCGUAUUACUGGCGCAGCACAUAGCCCCGCUUCUUCGAGAAAAACUGUCAGAGAUGCUGAAGACCGUAGAUGCCAAGGUGGCGAAUGUACCCUUUGGCGAUUCCUAUCAAGAUAUUGUUGGCAAGGUGGUCACGAAUGCAUCAUUCGUCAUAUGCCGCUACCGCGGUGGGUUCGAGUACGACGAAGCUACACGUCAAGGUAAAAAGGUGGUCAGUAUCUAUUGGGUGCUGGCAGGACUAUCACAGGUCUCCAAGCCGUCACCGUUUAACGAAGCGAUUCAGCGGCCAGUGCGAUCGUUCGGAAGUAUUCCGGGGAUGCAGUCUUUCGUUAUUACGCUAUCCGGGUAUUCAAGCCGGUCAAGCCCAACUCGUGAGGAGCUCCAGAUCGCUAUCCACGCCACUGGUGCAUGCUUACUUCCGGUGCUUUCACGAACGCAUUCGACCCAUUUGCUGUGUUAUGAAGCAUCAGGGGAGAAGUACAAGAAAGCGCUGAGCUGGAGAUUUGACAACGUGCUGAGUCACGAGUGGGUCUUCGCAUGCCUAUCUAAGUGGGAAUAUGUUCCAGAAGACGCGUUCCGGUACACGGCAAUGAAAGAUUUCUCGGGGGAUACUGACAGUACGGCGUCCGACCAUAGCUCGAAGAAGAAGGAUAGCGGCGACAUCAAACCCGAUGAAGAAAUCGUGAGUAAAACAAAGCUUGCUAUCACGCCCAGCGUAAGAAGCGCGAAGAAGUCGGCAAAGGGCGGCCAGGGUAGGUUUGAUGUGGACGGAAUUCUCACUGAAAUCGACAAGGUGCCCACUCCUGCGGAUAAGAAGAUCCCGACUGACCUGGAAACUACAACCCCGGCGACUUCCGCUAAAACAUCGAAAGCGACACCUGGUCGUGCGAAGGAUGUUGCAUGUACGCUGUUCGAUACUCCGACAAACACGACCGCACCUUCAAACAAGCGGAUCUCCCGAAAAGCUGAUACGGAUGAACCGAUGGCACUUGAUGAAACUUCGGCAGAUGUUGAAGAAGUCGAGAAGGAACCAGCGACUAAAGUGACAAAAACUAAUGCCAAAGUCGCGAAAGAGCCGCCCGUAGUUAUUAGCAUCAGCAGCGACGCAGAUGAAUCGGGUACCGUGGAAGAAGCGAAUGCUGGCGCUGGGGACCAGGAACCAGCGAAGAAGACCAAAGCUCCUGCCAAGAAAACAAAGACUAAGAAGCGCAAGGGCGCUGACUUGGAAGAACCAGAAGCGUCGAAGUCAAGCAAAACCUCGUCAAAGAAGCCAAAGAAGGAAGCACCAGCUGCCAAAAAGUCACGCACAGCUUCACCACCGAAAGACAACCGUGUUUUCCUCCUAACCGGCGAUCGAGACCAAGCUGCAGUGCACACCUCGAUAAUUUCGUCGUUGGGCGGAACCGUCAGCAAGUUUGGACGCGUGUUUGACAGUAAUUGCACACACAUCAUCUGCAGCGAGCUCAAACGCACAGAAAAGUUCAUUGCUGGAUGCGCAGCUGGCAAGUGGAUAUUGAAGCCUUCAUACCUGGAAGCUUGCUCUGCCGCCGGGAAGUUCAUCGACGAGGCUGCGCAUGAGUGGGGAAGCCACAAAUCGGACAAGAAGGAUAUCGAUGAACGUAUCUGGCCGGAGGUGUCCGCAUACUGGCGUAAGGAGCGCGCUAGAGGAAACCCUGGUGCAUUCGCGGGCUGGAAGUUUUUCAUCCACGCAAAGUGCAUUCCUCCGCGAGACAUGUGUGAGCGUAUCGUGCUAGCCGGUGAUGGCUCUGUGAUCCCGCUUACCAAGUCCGCCAACUUCGACACUCUAGCGAAGGAGUCAACACCCGAGGCCCCUGUAGUGGCGCUGUUUCCGCCCGAGGUGCCAACACGAGACCUGUGGCUGAAGAAGCUGAAGACACAUGAUAUCGAGUGCAUCAAGGCCAACUUCCUCAUUGACUACAUCACGAAAAAGCAGGCACCGCCUGUCAAGCUUGAAGACUACACAUUCUAG